Molecule: messenger RNA, 1710 nt
Organism: Naumovozyma dairenensis CBS 421
Lineage: Eukaryota; Fungi; Ascomycota; Saccharomycetes; Saccharomycetales; Saccharomycetaceae
Gene: CDC6
Product: AAA family ATPase CDC6
Exons: 1
Coding region: 1-1710 (569 amino acids)
Biological process (GO): mitotic DNA replication checkpoint signaling; DNA replication initiation; cell division
Cellular component (GO): nucleus
Molecular function (GO): ATP hydrolysis activity; DNA replication origin binding
Source: RefSeq, a predicted model, not a curated record
AUGACUAUGGGAAGAAUUACCAGAUCUAAAACAAAAAAAAUCGCAUCUCGAGCAACAUUGGAUCUAUGUUUAGAAACACCCAUCAAUAUAUCCGCCAACAGUGAAGAUGAACCGAUAAUGGAACCAACUACCCCAAUGAAAGGGGAAAAAGAUCGAGAAAAUGCAGCAAAUCUACUGGCAACACCUCCAGGAUCGAUCGAGAAGAAGCAAAGGGUACAACAAGUUACUAUAAUAGAUACGACACCUGUAAAAAAUAGUAUUGCUUUGGACGGUUCAUUACCAUCACCAUGUCCAUCACCAUUGCCUCAAGAUAAUCGUGAUUCCCUAUCUCCUAAGAAACUAAUAUUUGGCAAAAAUUCACUUUAUUCAAGAACAAAAGCAGUCUUACAAAGAUCAACUGAAACAGUUACCAACAAAGAAGAUGGUUCAUUACCAACGAGAAAAUUACAAUACUUACAAAUAUUAGAAUUCCUAAACAGAAAUAUGGAGGCUCAUAAGAGUUCUUCUCUGUAUAUAACAGGUCCACCUGGGACUGGGAAAACUGCUCAAGUUGAUUCCAUAUUGAAAUCCAGUUUUUUACCUAUAAUACCGAAACAUUCACAAAAUCAAUCUAUUCCUAAACUAUCAUCUCAUGAUCUCAACAAUGUAUCAUUAUAUCAACUACCCAGUGGGAAAAUUCAACAAGUUGCCGUAACAUCCAUAAAUUGUAUUGCAUUGACUAAUCCAUCUUCAAUUUUCACUAGAAUAUAUGAAGCAUUUCAUAAACAGACUUUUAACACUAAUAUUCCAUCUACACCUGUUAAAACAAUGCAUGCGUUACAACAAUUCAUGGAACAAUAUGCACAAACAACUACAUUCAUUGUCGUUCUUGAUGAAUUGGAUAAAUUAGUUCAUCCAUCUAUAACAAACGUUCAUUCUACAAAGAUUCUUUUCGAACUGUUUCUAUUAAGUAGAAUUCCAACUGUCAACUUUCUUUUAAUCGGGAUAGCUAAUAGUUUAGAUAUGAAGGAUCGUUUCCUUUCAAGAUUAAAUUUAAGACAAGAUUUAUUACCGGAAACUUUAAUUUUCCAACCAUAUUCAUCUGAUGAAAUGUUUCAAAUCAUAAUGGAUCGUAUAAAUUUAGUUGAUCCAAAUGAAUCUGUAUUUAAUCCAAUGGCUAUCAAAUUUGCUGCAAAGAAAUGUUCUGGUAACACAGGUGAUCUAAGGAAAUUGUUUGAUGUAUUAAGAAGAAGUAUAGAAAUCGUUGAAUUACAAAUAUUGUCAGAUAUGAAGAAAAAUUUAAAUAGUAAUAAUACUGUACUUACCAAAGUCGGAUUACCGCACAUUGCAAAAGUAUUUGCACAGUUUAUGAACUCUUCUUCAACAAAAUCACGUAUUGGGAAACUCAAUAUGCAACAACGUAUUGUCUUAUGUUGUUUAGUUCAUAGACAAAAAAUUGAUAUCUUCCAAUCACAUUGCUCCCUGGAUGAUGCUUAUGAUUAUUAUUACCAAUUAUUGAAAAGAAAGGACUCAUUGAUACCAUUAAAACGUAAUGAAUUUUUGGAAAUUUGUAAUGCUUUGGAAACAAAUGGUGUAGUCACCAUAUUCCGAGGUAAAACUCAAGGAAGAACGAAACAUAGUAUAAAGAUGAUUAAGACCACUGUCGAUGAUAAAGAAUUUGAUGAAGAAAUCAAUAAGAUGGAUUUACUUAAAUCGUUGCUAAUCCACUAA